Molecule: messenger RNA, 2387 nt
Organism: Trametes versicolor FP-101664 SS1
Lineage: Eukaryota; Fungi; Basidiomycota; Agaricomycetes; Polyporales; Polyporaceae
Exons: 6
Coding region: 30-2387 (785 amino acids)
Source: RefSeq, a predicted model, not a curated record
CGUCUGCCCGCUUCGACCGCCUCGCGUCCAUGCUCGCCGCCAUGGCACGCCCGUACGACCCCAGAGAAUAUGAAUUAACUAUGCGGCAAGAGCCAAAACAGGCUCGCAUGUGUGGUGUAGGCGGUAAAGCCGACCGCCGGCCGAUCGACCCUCCACCAAUUGUGCAAUUGCGCGUCCUCGACCCGUCCGCUCGCCGCCCGCAAUCCAGCUCUUCUCGUGCCAGCUCGCCAGAUUCUACCGCUCCGCCGUCAGCCCAAAGCUUCCUCCAGAACCCGUAUUACUUCAUGUUUGCAAGCCUGGCUAAGCCGGACGAGGAUGUGGAAUUGCAUUGGCUGAAGGAUGGCAAAACACGAUGCACCACUGGCUCCGUUGUCUCCUCACUCUAUCAUUUGAAGGACACGGAGAACCAGAAUCAUGACGCGGGUUUCUUCGUAUUCCCGGACCUGAGCGUCAGGACGGAGGGCAGUUACCGGCUCAAGCUAAGCUUGUUUGAAGUAGUCAACAAUAACGUCUAUCACUGCAAGUCGAUCUUUUCGGCACCGUUCUACGUCUAUACCGCGAAGAAGUUCCCGGGUAUGGAAGAAUCGACGCCUCUGUCAUGCUCUCUUGCGGAUCAAGGCAUCAAAAUUCGCAUCCGCAAGGACAUCCGAGUACGAAAGCGGCCCGUCGCAGCGCUCGAUGCACCGGUCCCCAUGCCCAUCGGUCCCGUUCCUAUCGCUCAUGGCGCCUUCGGUCCUGUUCCCAUCCCUUUGGACGAUGACGAUGACGAUCGUGAGAAGGAAGAUCAUCACGAGCGGGAACGGGAGCGCGAGAGAGAGCACGACCGUGAGCGGGAGCGGGAGCGAGAGCGCGAGAGAAGGGAAUCUGCAGGAAGUGCAGGCGGCCCCAGCGGCAUAAGCAGAAGGGAUAGUCUGGACGGCCGCGGAGUGAAGCGUGCUCGCGGAGAGGACACUACUAUGGAAGAGGCGGGUCCAGCAAAUGGGCAGGUAGGAUGGGGAGCGAUCGACCCUGCGCUGGGGGCGCCCUCCCAUAGCUCGGCGCCCGUGCAGGGCCCGGUGUCUGGCCAUGCGCCCGCGCCCGUGGAGCACCCUCACUACGCCUCUUCUGGGCCAGGUCCUACGCCCGCUCCCUACGACCAUCGGUACUCCGCGCCCGCCCCGGCACCAGCGCCUCAGUACCAUUACGACCCUCACGCACAUUCCGCCGCCCCGCCGCAUCACUAUGCGCCGCCGCCGCCGCCACCGCAGCCCGCCCACUACUCGCACGUCCCUCCUCCACCCCACCACGCACAGCAUGCUCCGCCACCACCCCCGGCGCCAUACCAGUACGGUGCGGCUGCUCCGGGAGCUGCUCCCGCCCCAGCGCCCGUGCCCGCGCCCGCGCCAACCCCUUCACAGAGCUGGGGCCCGCCUCCUGCUCAGCCAUACGACCCAUACGCACACCAUCAGCAACACCAGUCGCACUACCCGCCGCCGCCGCACCACGGCCACCAGGGCCCGCCGCCACCUUCGAGCCAUCCGCCCCCGCCGCGGUACGACUACAACAACUACGGGCCGCCUCCCGCGCAGGCGCAGCAGCAAAGCGGAUACGGGAGCUACUACGAGCAGCAUCCUCAUCAUCAACAACACCACACGGCUGGCCCGCCUCCUCCGCCUUCGCUGCAGGGCCCGCCGCCUCACAGUGGGCACGGCCACCAUGCGGUUCAUCCCAGCCACCACCCGGGCUACGCGCAGCAACCAUCGUCUCCCCCGCCGGCUCCGGCGCAGCCCGCGUAUGCGAGCGAGUACGCGAGCCCUGCAACAAGCGCAACACCAUCCGGCGGCGUCAGCGGAUAUGGACGCGGUUACCCCCCGCCGAUGCCGCCUCAGUACUCCCCGUACGCGAGCAGCUCCGCAUCGCAGCCUCCACCUCCGCAGUCGUCGCGCUCGCACUCGCACCACAGCGGGCACUCCGCGCACGGACACGGAGCCCCCGCGCCGGGCUCCGCCCCCGCGCACAGCGGCCACUCACACUACCAGCUGAGCACGCCGCCGCACCACCACCAGUCGCAGGGGUACAGCGGGUACCCGCCGCCGCCCGCGUCGAGCUCGAGCGGGGAGGGCUCGUGGAGCACGUACGGGGGCCCGCCGCCGCCGCCGGGGCCCGGGGGCCCCACGCCGUACGCCCCAGAGUACGGCGCGUACGCGGCGCCUGGGGGCGGGAACCCGCCCGCGCCGAGCGCGGGGCUGACGCGGAUCCAGCUGGCGCCGUUGAGGGUGGGGGGCGCGUCGCCGCCGGGGUCGAGUGCGGGGCCGGGGUCGAACUCGGGGCCGGGGGAGCGUGGGGGCGGGAUGGGGAAGAAGAACCCGUUGAGUAUCGGGAACAUCAUCUCGGACGACUCGCCGUGA